Molecule: messenger RNA, 2490 nt
Organism: Salmo salar (Atlantic salmon)
Lineage: Eukaryota; Metazoa; Chordata; Actinopteri; Salmoniformes; Salmonidae
Source: RefSeq, a predicted model, not a curated record
UCCCUCAAAUUCUACCCAAACUCUGAUUGGAACCAGAGUGCCGGUUACCAUGGUAUAAUUACGCUAUGAUUUAUUAGGGAGCACGAAGUUUAGCAAGUCUUGAAACAAAAGAGCUACGAAUAUUAAUAAGCAGUUUGAACGUGUCAUGUAGCUACAAGCAAACAGAGUUUCUGUAGAGGGGACCAAACGUGCUGUCAUCUAGCUAUCACCCCAGAGAGCAUCAACUGCUUGAGAAGGCCCCUGCACACCUGAGGCCCCUCUGUCUCCAAGAGAAGGUUGAGUGGAGCACACUGGUUUCACAGCACAUGGAGAUGACACAGCCUCUUCAUAAUUGUAACAGCAAAUCAGGGAUAUCUUCAGAAAAGUUUAACAAUGUUUCAUUGAUGAAGGAAACAAAUGAAUCAGAGACUCGUAGAGCAUCCUACAGGCAUUCACCGACGGCGUUCGACUCUGCCUGCUCCCCAAGACGCAGUGGCUCAGGAGACCGAGCUCUCGUGACAAACUAUACAUCUGAGAUGAUAGUCGAUUUGGAGAAUACGGUGGACAGACUGAAAAAUGCUCUGGUGUCACUGGAGGAGGACAACCUGAGCCUCAACAAGAAGAUAAGAGAAAACAAGGCGGAAGACCGCCCAUCUUUGACCAAUCACAAUGUCUUAGGCUCAACAAGUGGCAACAAUUCACAGGAAAUGGCUGGUGAUCACAGACCCACCUCCAAACUCAAUACCCACCCUGUCACUUUCGACCUUGUCAAAACAUACCCAGAAAGUCAGAGGCAUGAUACACCAUCCAAGAUAGAGGAGACUAGGAUGAGAGGGAUGCUCAAAAUGGAGAGCCUAUCCUUGGAGGACAGGUGCGUUUACUUGGAGAAGGAGAAACAGGACUUGCGUAGGAAGCUGCGGAAGACGGAGGACUACUGCAAGGAGUGCGUCCGCGAGCUCAAGAGGAUCCUCCCAAAGUACGAGGAUCUCAAAGCCUUGAAUAAAACCCUGGAUAAGUGCAACAAGCAGCAGGCCGCAGAGAACCGCAGACUCGUCAACACUCUUGAGGCCGAGAGCCAGACAGGGGAGAGAUCCAGGGAUCCCAGCCUGGCUCGGGAGCCCAAAGAAGGGGAUGGUGACAACAGGGUGUGCGUUCAAAUAGAGAGGGCCAACGAUCGCUUCACCCAGCUCACCCAAGAGAAGGGGCAGCUGGAGGACCGAAUGGCCUCCGGCCUCACGAACGAGCUGGAUAUGAGCUGGGCCGAACUACAUCGGCUGGGGGCCAGGGGGAGAAGCUCCCUUGAGGGGAGCACGACUAGGGACGUCAGCUCUCUGGCUUCGUCGGGCAACAAACACCCGGCCGAACGCAUCCUGGACAGUGUGGGGAAAGAGCGCAAGGCCAUGUCGAGCUCUGUGGACCAUCUCAAAGAGGAGAACAAGACACUACGAGAGAACCUCAAGCAGAGCGUCAAGAGGGUUGAGGAGGCAGAGGUCGUAGCCAAGCAGCUGAGGGAAUUGCAGGCCAUAUUGGAAAGCUGCCUGCUCACGGUGCAGCAGGAGAAAGACCUGCUACAGCUGGAGGUGCGGCAGCUCCACCAGGAGUACAUUGAUCUCAGCAGUAGCAUCUCGCUGCAGCUGAGAGAGAGGAGCCCCGUCGCCACUACCGGGAUAUUAGCAGGGUCACAUGAGGUGAUUGAUGGUGGAGCCAGGCAGCAAGAGAGUCCAAGGCAGCCUCUGAACAGCAGCCCUAUUACCAGAGAAAUGCUGGAUGGCCCUGUAGGCGGAGAGGCAAUUGACCAUAUAAGGAAGCGUUUCGAGGAGGAGGAGGAGCAGAGAGCCCAGAGGUACAAAAACAUCCAUCAAUCAGAAUGAGUGAGGCUGUAGCUGGAUCAGUGGGCUAGGCAGACUGGAUGUUUACCUCUACCUCCCGUACCACAUCCUGUGUGACAGAAGAGUCAGGAGGGGUCAACCAUACUGUAGCUUACCGUAGAGCUCUCUGCACCACUUUACCAACAAUAUGCCCUUCACAAAGUCAUGUACCAUAUGCACUGUAUAGAUUUGAAUUCCCUGAUUAUAUUAUGCUAUUCAAAAUAUUUUGUCAGUGUUAUAAUUUCUGAUGUUUAAUACUUGAGAAUUCGAGCUACUGUAGAUAAAUGGCAUAUCAAGGCUAUUUGAGGCUAGGGUCGGGACGAUGUAUUAUCAGUAUUAUCAUACUUGUUAGUAAUGUGGCAAGGAAACAAAACAUGAAGCGGAUUUCACUUGUUUAGGAAAACAGCCCUGAUGUUGGAAACAAACAUUAUGUUGUCAUCCAGAGUCACAUGUAUUUAUUUUCCAAGCUAUAGCACAUAAAAUGUUAUAUACAACAGGUUUUUAAAGGACCAAAGAAUUUGGUCUGCUUCAUGUUUUCAUUUCUGUCAUGGGGAAAAAUAUUGUGAUAGUGGUCUAAGGCACUGCAUCUCAGUGCAAGAGGCAUCACUACAGUCCCUGGUUCGAAUCCGUGCUGAAUCCUGUA